Molecule: messenger RNA, 3292 nt
Organism: Hyla sarda
Lineage: Eukaryota; Metazoa; Chordata; Amphibia; Anura; Hylidae
Product: zinc finger protein 271-like
Source: RefSeq, a predicted model, not a curated record
GUUCCUAUAAGGUGUCUGGAUGUGGCGGUCUUUUUCUCCAUGGAGGAGUGGGAGUAUGUAGAAGGACACAAGGAUCUGUACCAGGACAAAGUCAUGAUGGAGGAUCACCGGCCCCUCACAUCACAAGAUGGAGUCAUUGAUAGAAAUCCACCCGAGAGGUGUCCCCGCCCUCUGUAUUCCCAGGACUGUCCUGAGGGAAAUGUCCCUGAGAACCAUCAGGUUGAAGAUCAGAUUAAUAUUAAAGUUGACAUUAAAGAUAAUCCCGAAGAGGAGACGGAUUUCUGGGCCGAUCACCCUUGUACGAGGGAAGUGAGGGAGGAAAUUCCAGCAGGUGUUACCUCAGAAAAUUCCAGUAAGAAUUCUGAGGGAAACUUCAUGUUAUCCCUGAAUGAUAAAGGAGAAGAUGAAGAUAUGAUGGAGCGCUCCUCAGGAGAAGACCUCCUUACCCCUAAUGUCCAUCCAGAUCUAUCCUGUAAUAAUCCACCUGAUCAUGAGGAACCUUCUCCUGACCAACCACACAUUGUUACCACAAGGACAGAUCAGGAACAUGGGAAAGGUUUAUAUUGUGAGGAAUGUGGGAAAGAGUUUACAAGAAGAUCAAAACUUGUUAGACACAGAAAAAGUCAUAUAGGAAAGAAGCAGUACGUGUUUGAGGAACGGUGUAUAACACAAUCACAUCUUACUGUACAUGAGAGAAUUCAUACAGGAGAGAUGCCAUAUUCAUGUUCAGAAUGUGGGAAAUGUUUUAAAUGUAAAUCACAUCUUGUUAGACAUGAGAUAAUUCACACAGGAGAGAAGCCAUAUUCAUGUUCACAAUGUGGAACAUGUUUUACAAGAAAAUCAUCUGUUGUUAGACAUAUGAGAACUCACACAAGGGAGAAGCCAUAUUCAGAAUGUGGGAAAUAUUUUACAAGAAAAUCACAGGUUGUUAGACAUGAGAGAAUUCACACAGGAGAGAAGCCAUAUUCUUGUUCAGAAUGUGAGAAAUGUUUUAGAUACAAGUCAGAUCUUGUUAUACAUGAGAGAAUUCACACAGGAGAGAAGCCAUAUUCAUGUUCUGAAUGUGGGAAAUGUUUUACCUGUAAAUCACAGCUUGUUGUACAUGAGAGAAUUCACACAGGAGAGAAGCCAUAUUCAUGUUCAGAAUGUGAGAAAUGUUUUAGAAGUAAGUCAGAUCUUGUUAUGCAUGAGAGAAUUCACACAGGAGAGAAGCCAUAUUCAUGUUCAGAAUGUGAUAAAUGUUUUAUCAGUAAAAAACAGCUUGUUAAACAUGAGAGAAUUCACACAGGAGAGAAGCCAUAUUCAUGUUCAGAAUGUGGUAAAGGUUUUAUCAGUAAAUCACAGCUUGUUAUACAUGAGAAAAUUCACACAGGAGAGAAGCCAUAUUCAUGCUCAGAAUGUGGGAAAUGUUUUCUAAGUAAGGCAGAGCUUGUUACACAUGAGAGAAUUCACACAGGAGAGAAGCCAUAUUCAUGUUCAGAAUGUGGUAAAUAUUUUGCAAGAAAAUCAGAGCUUGUUAUACAUGAGAGAAUUCACACAGGAGAGAAGCCAUAUUCAUGUUCAGAAUGUGGAAAAUGGUUUAAAUGUAAAUCAUAUCUUGUUAUACAUGAGAGAACUCACACAGGAGAGAAGCCAUAUUCAUGUUCAGAAUGUGGUAAAUGUUUUAUAUGUAAGUCAAAACUUGUUAAACAUAAGAGAAUUCACACAGGAGAGAAGCCAUAUUCAUGUUCAGAAUGUGCUAAAUGUUUUAUAAGUAAGUCAGAGCUUGUUAUACAUGAGAGAAUUCACACAGGAGAGAAGCCAUAUUCAUGUUCAGAAUGUGGUAAAUGUUUUAUAAAUAAAUCAGAGCUUGUUAAACAUGAGAGAAUUCACACAGGAGAGAAGCCAUAUUCAUGUUCAGAAUGUGGGAAAUGUUUUGCAAGAAAAUCAGAGCUUGUUAUACAUGAGAGAAUUCACACAGGAGAGAAGUCAUAUUCAUGUUCAGAAUGUGGUAAAUGUUUUAAACAAAAUUCACAUCUUUCAAUUCAUAAGAGAAGUCAUACAGGAGAGAAGCCAUAUUCAUGUUCAGAAUGUGGAAAAUGGUUUAAACUUAAAUACUGUCUUGUUAUACAUGAGAGAACUCACACUGGAGAGAAGCCAUAUUCAUGUUCAGAAUGUGGGAAAUGUUUUAUAAGAAAAUCAUGUCUUGUUAUACAUGAGAGAAUUCACACGGGAGAGGAGCCAUAUUCAUGUUCAGAAUGUGGGAAAUGUUUUCUAAGCAAAUCAUGUCUUGUUAUACAUGAGAGAAUUCACACGGGAGAGAAGCCAUAUUCAUGUUCAGAAUGUGAGAAAUGUUUUAUGAGUAAAUCACAACUUUCCAGACAUGAGAGAACUCACACAGGAGAGAAGCCAUAUUCAUGUUCAAAAUGUGGGAAAUGUUUUACACGAAAAUCAAACCUUGUUAUACAUGAGAGAAUUCACACAUGAGAGGAACGAUAUUCAUGUUCAGAAUGUAGCAAAUGUUUUAGAAAUCAAUCCAAACACUGGAGACUGAUAGAUGAAAUAAUAAAUUAUAAAAAUCUAAUAAUAUGGAGAAUGGAAAUCUGAGAUCACAGGUAACAGUAAAAUGUGAUGUUUUUAAGUUCUGUUGUGAGAAUUAACCCCUUCAUGACCCAGCCCAUUUUCAUCUUCAUGACCUGGGCAUUUUUUGAAAAUCUGACCACUGUCACUUUAAACAUUAAUAACUCUGAUGCUUUUACUUAUCAUUCUGAUUCCGAGAUUGUUUUUUCGUGACAUAUUCUACUUUAUGUUAUUGGUAACAUUUCACUGAUAUUUGUAUCCUUUCUUGGUAAAAAAUCUAAAAAUUUCAUGAAAAUUUUGAAAAUUUAGCAUUUUUCUAACUUUGAAAGUCUCUGCUUGAAAGGAAAAUGGAUAUUCCAAAUAAAUUACAUAUUGAUUCACAUAUACAAUAUGUCUACUUUGUGUUUGCAUAAAACAAUUGACAAGUUUUUACUUUUGGAAGACGCCAGAGGCUUCAAAGUUCUGCAGCAAUUUUCCAAUUUUUCUCAAGAUUUUCAAAAUCGUAAUUUUUCAGGGCCCAGUUCAGGUUGGAAGUGGAUUUUAAGGGUCUUCAUAUUAGAAAUACCCCAUAAAUGACCCCAUUAUAAAAACUGCACCCCCAAAGUAUUCAAAAUGACAUUCAGUAAGUGUUUUAACCCUUUAGGUGUUUCACAGGAAUAGCAGCAAAGUGAAGGAGAAAAUUCUAAAUCUUCAUUUUUUACACUCGCAUUUUCUUGUAGACCCAAUUUUUUAA